CGACUGUCCAGCGUUCCUGUCCAUGAGCAUCGAGGAGCGGAUACAAAAGGCUAGUUCACUGAAGCUCUGUCUGAACUGUCUGCGGAGCGGCCAUAUUGCAGGCGCUUGCAGCACUGGAGAGUCUGCACACCAAACUGAGCAGGUUCUGGGAGCUAGAGGAGCUUCCGACGUCGCAGAAGGCUUCGGAGGCGGGAGUCGAUGCAGGGAACCCAUGCGAGACACAUUUCAUGACACACACCACCCGUUUAGAAGAUGUCGAGCUUCACGCCUUCAGUGACGCUUCCCAGGCUGCCUACGGUGCUUGCAUCUACGUCAAGUCUGUCGAUCAAGCAGGAAACACGAGCAUUCUUCUCUACUGUGCUAAGGCACGCGUAGCACCGUCUAAGGCGGCUCUCACCAUCCCGCGCCUGGAGCUGUGCGGCGCGCUACUCGCGGCCCGCCUGCUGUGCGCUGUAAAGAGCGCCCUCCGCCGACAGAUAAGCAAGUCUUACCUGUGGACGGACUCCAGCGUCGUGCUAGGGUGGAUCGCCACCGAACCCUCGAGACUUAAAGUCUGGGUUUCCAAUAGGGUUAGGCAGGUUCAAGAAAUGACAAGUACUUCAUCGUGGCGGUACGUCCCUACCGCUCACAACCCAGCCGAUCUAGCAUCCCGCGGCGUAGACCCACAUCAAGUUCAAGACUCCACCUUAUGGUGGCAAGGUCCAUCAUUUUUGUCUAGGCCUGAAUCCGAGUGGCCUACUCUCUAUUCUCACAAGUGUGACAACCUUCCAGAGUUAAAGGUACACACUACUCUAGUUACGGACUCUAUCAAGGCUAGUAUCGAUAUAUCUAGGUAUUCAAAAUUGCAAUUCUUACAACGAGUCAUUGCUUACAUUUAUCGAUUCAUACAUAAUUGCAAGAACCCCCAUGAUAAGCACACUGGCUCGCUAACUGUCGAUGAGUUAGAGGGUGCAUUCACAUGUCUAGUUAGAAUGUCACAACAAGACUCUUUCCCUCACGAAUUACAGACUUUACAAAGACAAGACAAUCUCAAGCUCAAGUCUAGUAUCGUAUCAUUAAACCCAUUUCUAGAUUCCCAGGGCUUGCUCAGAGUUGGUGGAAGACUGUGCAAUUCACAGUACGAGUACGAGAAGAAGCACCCAGUUUUAUUGCACGCGAAACACCACCUCACUAAGCUCUUAUUUACACAAGAACACCACAGGCUGCUGCACGCGGGACCACAAUUGUUGCUCGCGUCCAUACGAGAACGCAUCUGGCCGCUAGGUGGUAGAGAGUUGGCUCGUCGUACAGCGAGAAGCUGUAUCAAGUGUCGGCGUAUCAGCGCUCAACCUCUACACAACAUUAUGGGUAACUUACCGGCGCAGCGAAUCACACCUGACUACCCUUUUAGUACAGUCGCCGUUGAUUUCGCGGGUCCUUUUAUGAUUACAGACAGGAAGGGUCGAGGCUGUAAGAUAACAAAGGCAUAUCUAUGCCUAUUUAUAUGUUUCAGGUCCAAGUGUGUCCAUCUCGAGGCGGUGAGUGAAUUGUCGAGAGACGCAUUCAUGUUAACACUGCGUAGGUUUAUCGCUCGCAGGGGUAAGCCGAAUGACAUUUUUUGUGAUAAUGGGAGGAAUUUUGUUGCUACUGCUAGGGAGCUAGGUACGUUUUUAUCUAACAAUUCUGACCUCAUUGCGCAUGACGCCAGCACUCAUAACAUAAAUUUUCACUUCUCCCCUGCUUACGCACCUAAUUUUAAUGGACUUGCAGAGGCCGGAAUAAAAUCUGCUAAAUUCCAUUUAAAACGCAUACUAGGCAAUUCUCAUCUAACGUUUGAAGAGAUGUCUACUCUUUUUGCACAAGUCGAGUCAAUCCUUAAUAGCAGACCCCUGUGUCCCUUGUCAUCAUCCCCUAACGACUAUACCCCCCUUACUCCGGGACACUUUCUGAUAGGCAGACCACUAAUGUCACUGCUAUCGCCUUCUCUAGAAGACGAAAAUGCAUCCCGCCUGAACCGCUACCAGCGCAUCGAGCAAGCUAGAGAACAUUUUUGGCGCCGGUGGCAAUCCGAAUAUAUCUCCGAGCUGCAACAAAGGCUUAAAUGGCGUAUUCGUUGCAGAGAUCUGAGACCUGGUGACUUGGUGCUCAUCAAAGAAGACAACACGUCACCACUCCAGUGGCGCUUGGGUCGUGUACAACAACUCUUCCCGGGCGCAGACGGCAUUCCGCGCGUCGCUGACGUGGCUACCGCCAGGGGCAUCGUGCGACGAGCUCUAUCGAAGAUCUGCUUGUUGAAAGCGGACGCUUCCAACGGGGGCGACGAUGUUAGCGCCGUACGCUAGGCAACACUGCUUCCGCCCCUCCCCCCCCGACCAGCGGAUGUUCGCGCCCCGCGCUACAACGUUCUCUCCACCGCGCCACGCCCGACCGCAACGACGCUCUCGAAAUACUACGCGAUUUUAACCUAACAACGACCUUGUAAUUGAUAUAUA
Pectinophora gossypiella (pink bollworm) is the source of this 2471-nucleotide messenger RNA. RefSeq lists its product as uncharacterized. Gene Ontology annotation, molecular function: nucleic acid binding. NCBI's taxonomy places the organism in Eukaryota, Metazoa, Arthropoda, Insecta, Lepidoptera, Gelechiidae. The transcript is spliced from 3 exons. The record is from RefSeq and is a predicted model, not a curated record. Gene Ontology annotation, biological process: DNA integration. The coding region runs from base 228 to 2321 and encodes 697 amino acids.